Molecule: messenger RNA, 960 nt
Organism: Stylonychia lemnae
Lineage: Eukaryota; Ciliophora; Spirotrichea; Sporadotrichida; Oxytrichidae
Source: the annotation of a GenBank genome assembly
AUGGAACUAAAAUAAGCUAAGGAGCUUAGAUUAUUUAGUGAGAAUGUUGGAGAGGAGUAUAUUAUGGUGAAUAACAUCAAUACUACUUUGCCACUCUCACUUAUUUCAACACAUCCAAUAAAAAGUAAAGAUUUUAAAAACUAUCCAAUUGGAGUGACUGCUUAUGAGAACUUCUUCACACAUUAGGAAAUGCUAGAAAUAGAAGGGCUCAUCUUGCAAACUGAAGAAUAGUGUUCAAAAAAUGUUUUUUUACCUGAUACUGCCUAAUAAACUUUUUCUGGAACCAGAUUAACUAGAACAAAAUUCUUUUUUGGUUAUAGAUACAUGUGGACACGCUAGUAAUUAAGUGAACCUUUCAGCUAGGUAGCUGCUGGUGUAAGGUGUGAUGUUUCACGGCCUCCACUGUGGGUAAAGUAAAAACUUGUUGAGCCCUUCGAAAAGUGUAAAAUAGUAGAAAAGGAUUUCAUUAACUCAAUUGCCAUGAAUGUUUAUCAUGAUGGCACAGAAGGACUAGCCUAGCAUUAUGACGAUGCAACUCGAUUUAAGCAGGUAUAUUUUUUAAGUUAAUUAUCAAUAGCCAAUUUAUACAAAAGUGGAUACGCAGCAAAUGGAGUAAAGCAUUGUAUAAGACCAUAAGAUAUGACUGGGAAAUCUGCAGCAAUGAUUCUAAGACAAAUGCAUCCAAAUGUUGUUAAAGAAGCUGAUAUAUACGAUAGGAAAAUUGAACUACCAAUGUGGAUGAGUACUUUAUCUAUAGAGAACAAUGCGAAGACUUUUCAUUCAUAAAAAAUUUCAGAAGCUUUAGAAAUCAUCAAGCAAGAAGAGUAAAAUAAAAAAGAUAAAAAGAAUUUCAAAGGUCUUUCUUAGGAUGAUACAGUAGUUCAAAAAAGCAUUAAGACCAAGAAAUUAUUUAAAAUAGAUUAAUCUAGGCAGUAGACUAUUGAGAGCUUUUUUGCUUGA